UCGCCAAUAUGGCAGACGACGAGGAGCAAGUUUCUUCUGAUGAUCAAGACCCAGAUUUGACAGAUUUUCAUUCUUAUGUGCCUAGAAAAAGUUACCGAUCGAUACCAGAUAGCUACAGUUACCGGCUGACCCACGACAUCAGCCUUGACAACUUUCAGAGCCAGGAUCUGUUUGACACACAGAAUGACCUGGGAACGCAGGGUGACUGGAGCUAUGCGACCGACAAUAAGCCUGCGAAAGCAGAGACAAAGCCCACCAAAGAAAGGCACGACUCCAAUGGCAGCACCGACAAGCUUCUGAAUGAGGACAUGAUCAAGCUGGACCUCUCAGACAGCAACGUCCUCUCAGAGCGGCUGAGCGGCGACGCUGCCACCACCACCCUCCUGAACAUCAUAGAGGCUGAGACUCUUCGACGAAACAGCCAAACAACCAUCAAGACCGAUGAUUCUGACAGUGGCAGAAAAGUUCUACGCCAGAAGAGAAAAACCAAGAGGAAAGGACGGAAGUUACCUCAGAUGCCACCAGCUAAACCAGGUAACCUUCAGAUGGAGCUGCUACAGGCCGACCGCCGCCCAGCCAACUCCACUAGCUCCGCCCGCUCCUCCACCCCGUCCCCGGACCACCCUGACGUCUCGCUCAGCUCCGUCCCACCCAGCCCCUCCGACGACAACACCUCGGCACUGCCGGACACGCCUGUGGAGCCCUACGCCCUGCGGCUGCCCCAGCCCCAGCCCCAGCGUCCCACCCGGCUGGAGUUCAACACCACCAGUGCCCACUACACGCCCUUCCUGACCAACACCAACAUGCUGCUGCAGGAGGACUCCAGUCCUGAGGAACGGCAGCGGAGACGGCUACGACUGAAGAUGGAGAACAUGAGCAAGGAAGAGCCGGGGGAUAAGUCCGGAGAUGAAGAAAAGUCAUGCUUUCAGCCAGCAAUGCUGGUCAUCAAUGGAGAAAUCAAACAGCAAACGCACAUCGCCGUCUUCCGUUUCCUGCCUCGGCACGAGGACGAGCUGCCACUGGAGGUCAGUGACCCCAUCUUUGUGGAGUUCAAGUGCGAGGACCUGUGGUAUGAGGGCAUUAACCUGAAGACAGGAGAGGAGGGCUGUUUCCCGAGCCGAUACGUGCGGGAUUUCACCGCUGAUACGGAGAGUAUACCCGGGUUCCGUGGCCGGAAAGUACAUAUAAACCGGUACAACGCCAAGUUUCUAGGCUCUGUAGAGGUAGCAUUUCACAAAGGCAACGACGUUUUAUGCCGUGCUAUGCAAAAGGUUGUGACAGCUAGAAGACUUACUGUAGAUAUCCACCCACCGACGCUGUGUGUCCUGGAGAUUAGCGAUAUAGGAGUCAAGAUGAUCGACAAGGCAAAACCACAGAAGGCCAAAGAGAAGAAAGACUCUGUCCUCAAGAAGGUCGAGAAGCUUCUGGGAUCCAAGCAGAACAAGGGUCACAACUACUUCUUCUCCCUCAAGAACAUCUCCUUCUGUGGCUACCACCCGUCAAGUAACAGGUAUUUUGCGUUUAUAACAAAGCACCCUUCAGAUGGCCGGUAUGCCUGUCAUGUCUUCGUCAUGGAGGAUGGCCUGUCAGCCAAGCCAGUGGCAGAGGCCAUGGGGGCUGCCUUCAGGAGGUUUUACUCAGAGUUCCUAGACUUCACCAAUCCCACUGAGGACAUCUACAUGGAGUAGGCUGGUCCUAAUGUAUGAUCCAGGCAAGACGUGUCUCCCUUUACGCAGAUAAGACCUAUCAAGCUUUAUACAGCAGGGUCCAAUUUCAUGGCCUUGUUAAGCACACGAUUUUACGCUUACAGAGGCUUGGUGUUCUUCAUGAAGUCUGUAAGCAGUAAGUGUGGCAAAAGACACACUUACCAUGGGGGACAAAGCUGCUUAACACAGUGACAGAACAGUGGAAACCUCUCUACUCAUGCACCUGUAAGUGCAACCACACCAAACAUUGCCAUGCAAUAUUGCCUACGGUAAGCAAACUUUCCUGCUAUAGUAAGCAUAAUUUUCCUGCUAACUAUUUCGCAGCGCCAUGAAAUAGGGCCCAGGUAGCAACUCCAGCUGAACUAUUUUAUGGCCUUGCUGAGCUAUCAAUUUUCUUUCAGGAAUAGAGGCAUCUUGCAGAGCUCGCUAGCGCAGCAAAGAGCAUGCUGACUUGCCCGACAGAAUUUGCUUGGAGUAGUUAUUGCGCAGUGUACAUUUGUGAGGGUGCCAGCUUAAGGAUCCAUAAGGCCUGAAUUGCCAGUCAGGCAGCCAGGUUUUGUUCACUAAGGUUUAAUUCAACCACAUGUGUGGUUUUUUGUUGCUGGAACGUUGCGUCAGUAGGUGUAAAUUUGAGGAUCAGGUUCUGCUCUUUGCCAGCCCGAUGUGUUGUGCACUAUAUUCAGUGCUUGUGGGAAAAAAUAUUCAUAGAGUUGCUCAGGUGGGACUCGAACCAGUGAUCCUCUGUUUCCAAGUUCAGCCCCAUUAAUAACCGGUCAACCACUGAGCUUGCUGUGGUUAGCUGGCUGGUUCAGAUGCAGUGUUGCAGUGGGUAUGGUCGUAUAUUGAUCGCUGUUGAGCUGGCAAAUGGUCAAAGUGAAAUGUUCAGCUUUGCUUGGUUGGAAAUUUCUUGCCACUUCAGAAGAUUUCAACAGGGUAAGUUCAGUGUUGGAAAUAGUCAAGAGAAAUCUAACAGAAGGCAAGUUUCUGUACCUACAAUCAAGAGUAUUUAUGUACUGUUCCAGGAUUUAGAUUAGUAAACGUCGAUUGAUCGGAGGGUCUUUUCUUGCUGCAUAAUGAAGUCUUUUAUGCUGCCAGCUGCUUAAAAAACUGUGUCUCCUCUUAAAAAUCAAAUAUGAAAUCAGCCACCAAGAACAAGUGAAAAUGUCAUGCAAUAAAAGUCUUUCUGGAAAGCCAACUUUCAUGUUCUGAAGACAAAUGCAGCAUACUUUUGAAAACGUGAAACAUCUCGGUGCCAACACUUCCUCACAAAGGAGAUUUUCCACUCGUACCCCCAUACAUAAUUCCCUGACUCGGUUGUUGGAAGUUUAUGGGUAUAAACUGACACUUGACAAGGUUCCAGGCUUAUGAUUCUAAGAUUUGAGCUCAGUAGACGUUUUUCAUGGUAGCCAUCUUGCGGUACAGGGUUUUUGUCCCACAGGGAACCCUCCUUUGUGCAUAUCCAGUGGAACAAAAUUACUGGCCUGCAAGAUGGCAACCAUGCAAACCCUCUAUAGUCCGUCACACCCCAGUACAUCCCCCUCCACUAUCCUUAUUGGAGCCCAUGGACACAGAAUUCUAUACAUAAUAUAUCAAACGGAGUGGCUUCCUGUUGGAAUAUUUGAACUGACAACAAUACUUUCACUGUUUAGAUUCCUAUUAAUGAACUUGAAUACGUGUGUAGUGUAGAUAACACACUCUUUAAAGAACGUGACUAUAGUGUAGAUAGUGUGUUGAGUAAAGAAUCAAUGUUAAAGGACCUACUAGUUGUCAGUCAAUUUGGAUUAAAAUUUGAGAAGUUUAUGCCAUCAGGUUUUCAUCAGGUCAGGGUAACCGUUACCUCCAUUGUCAGCGCACAUCUUUUCAAACAUUUCAGUAAACCUGUUUAACAGGAUCAACUAAUCGUCAAUUCAUGACAAGGGCGCAGCACUUAUGAGGUGUAAUUGUGUUUUCAGUUUCAUUCCAAAAAUCCAUCUCUCGGUUUUGAAGUUGCCUUCAAAACUUUGGGUGAGAGGAUUUGGAUUGGUUUUCCCACAGUGAACUAAGCAAAAGAUAGCCUGUGGUGUUUCUAUGAAGAAGAGCAUCAUUUUCAAACGUUGACAUUCCAUCCAUUCUUUGUGAUUCACUAGUCAGGAAUUUUUGGAAAUUGACUCGUAAAAAAAAACGUAAUUUCACGUCCACUUGGUAAAAACCCUCUGUGAAUAAUUAUAUAUAAAAUGUACAUGUAUCUUCAUUGUAAACUAACAGUGUAAAUCCAACGAUGUUUCUAUUCAGUGUAAAUAGGAGACCUAACAACUCAACUUUGCCAUCCUGAUCGGAUGCUAAGUUUGUUUUCAAAUUGCAGCUUAAAAGUUUUCUUCAUUACUUCAGUAUGAACAAAAUUCACUUAUUCAAUGAACUACAGUAAAAGCUCAAUUUUGGUUCAUGUUCCUGUUACAUUUUUUGUCACCUUGGGCUACUUUUUUUUCUGGAAUGCUUUUGUCACAAAGAAAUUAAAAUAGAAGAGGCUUGUUAAAAGUAUGAACAGUUGAUGCUACAACUCUGCAGCCAUAACUAAUGUGCGCCUGGCACGUCAAUUCAUUGCAAAGUCAGAUUUGUGUAGAAAUUGGGCACCGGUGACAUUCUGCCAGUUGGUUGCCGAAAGGCUUAAAAAGCCACCCAAGAUUUGUUUCUCGAUUUUAUUUCCACGUUAUUGAUCAGUGUAGAAUCAAAUUUUGAAAACUCACCUGAUUUUCCAAACUGAAGGAGCUUUGAACAAUACAGAGCAUUUACUUUGAAAGUCGACUUCAGGUGACCAUACUGUACAGUGUUGUGGUAUUACACAAUUAACAGGGCAAAUACAUGUACAUCUCAUGCACAAAGCUGAAUUAAAGUGUGUUUUUUCAUAUUUGCUUGGUUUUAAAAGGCAUUACCUUGCCAUCUUUAUGGUAAUUGUUCGAAAUCCAUUACCUGCUGCAGGGUAUUUUGUUUUUUUAUUCUCUGAUAUUUUGCAAAUAAUUUACUAAAUUUGUUUUCUAUGCAUGCAUAUGUUGUUUAUUUUCUGAAAUGUAGAAACUUUGUCUUUCAAACUAAAAAAGGUCUCUGAUAGUUUUAACAGUACAGGAAAACUUAUUUUUUGAUAGAUUCACCUAUUUUCUGCUUAAGUUUUCAUUCCAUUUAUCAAGUAUUUAGUUAAUUUAUCUGAUUUGUGUGCAGGAUAUAACUCCGCCCUAUUUUACCCCCCGUGUGUGAAUUCAUUUUAUUCAUGUAUUCAAACUCCGCCCUUUAUGUAUAUAAAAAACAUUCUUGUGUGCAGCUCAUUUAUUCAUGUUUUAUUCAUUAAUGAAUGAAUUAGUUUACUAAUAGUGAAAUACAGGGUAGUUUCAUCAGUGUACAUUUUCUUUGUUCAUUGUUGUUUUUUUAUAUUUUUUUUUCUCUGAUAACCUGGGAAACUGGAGAUUUUUUAGAAAAACCUUGAAUUGGAAAGACAAAAGAAAGGGAAAGUGUGAACACGAAGAUACAACAAUGACUUUCUUCAAAUUUAGAUUUCAUUCAAUUUGAAUGAAUUGAUGACUUUUAUCGACUGAAAUGUUCUCUUGGUUUUCAUUUUUUUUUUCAAGGGAAAGUGACUUUUUGUCAAGAUUCUAUAUGUAUUCUUUAUUUGAGAGGAAAAGUGACAAAUAGCUUGGCAAGCUUAUUUUUAACAAAUCUGUUAUAUUUUUAUCCUUUAGUAAGUUAACUGUGUGUGUUAUUUAUGCUUUUAGCAUCUAAAACCUUGAUAGUUGUGUGAGUAACUUUUAUUGAAUAGAAACAGGCAUGCUCGGAUGGAUUGUAGUAGAGAUGUGUACAGGAAAAGGCAGCUGUUGUAAAAUCUAAGCUUUGGUUUGGUAUUAUUUUCGACCAGACCUUGAUAGAUAUCACUCAGAACAAUGUUCAGAUUGUACAGUUACUCAAACAAAAUAAAACUUUAUUUCAAUCAAAUAUAAAUCUGAAGUCAUAUAUACACACAGUACAUAUUACUUUAAGUAUUUGAGCAGUACUUCAGAGAUCUGAGGGUGGCAUGUCAUUCUUUCAAAAUGUUUUGUCUCUAUAGUCAGAAUCUCAAGUAGGAAUUCAACGAUCUGGUCCAUAUAGUUUAUCUGCUAUUAACAAGUUUAUUGUUUUCAGAGAAUGUUAUGUUCUUUAAGAGAAAGGUGUCCCUACAACUCCACAAACAUUCUCUCAACUGCAACUUUGCGGUGGGUCAAAUCACUCCAGAACUCUGUGAUUUUCAAGCACAACACUUGACCAUGGCAGUUUAUUGCUUGCAUUCCAAUUUUCAGGAUGGAAUGAGGCACUGAUUAACAACUUAGACUUGGAAAAUGUAAUAAAUAUAUAUAGGAAGCAUUACUUGUA
This is a messenger RNA of Acanthaster planci (crown-of-thorns starfish), 6077 nucleotides long. RefSeq lists its product as uncharacterized. The record is from RefSeq and is a predicted model, not a curated record. Gene Ontology annotation, biological process: JNK cascade; regulation of JNK cascade. Gene Ontology annotation, cellular component: cytoplasm. Lineage: Eukaryota; Metazoa; Echinodermata; Asteroidea; Valvatida; Acanthasteridae. Gene Ontology annotation, molecular function: MAP kinase scaffold activity; JUN kinase binding.